AGCUGUGGACACACCGCGGCCCCGCACCUCGGGACAGUUUUGCCCCUUCCUCCACCCCGGGCCCCGGGGAAUUUGGGGCUGAUGAGCGAAGGUGCUGGCGCCAUUUCUAUGACGCAUGCGCACUGCGGGGACCGUGACCCCCGGGCAUCUGGUCCUGAUGUUCCCCGGGGAAAGUGACCGACACGGGGGACACUUCCAGCGCUUCCCCCGCCGGUGGCGGAGGGGAUGGGAGCGGAUGCAUCCCUCAGACUCGGAACAAAACUGGAGUUCCGGGUUAAUGGCAGCUGAAGUCCGUUUCAGUCACUGAAGAUGUUGGAGACGGCAAAGGAUUUGCGUACGGGAAUCUCAAACCCAUCAGUUCUGCUGUGCUUGACCAGACACUUAAGGAGUGAGCAGACAUUUUCUUUGCAACACCAAAUCUUCCAUUGUCGAUCCUUGAAGAUGAAAAAGUGAUUUAUCUUUAAGUGAAGUUUUCUGUUUAAAUUCAGUGAAAUCCACUGGAACCGGGGUGCUGAGAACACACCAGCAUUUGUUCCCCAGAGAUCAGUUCUUCAUCUGCAUUGAUUGUGCGAGGAAUUCAGUACGUCUCUCAUCUGACUUGGUGACCCUCCCCCCGGAGAAUUGAGAGCAGGGAGAUAUCAUUCGUUAGCUCUCAGUGGGAGAAGGGAUUCAGUCACUCAGCCCACCCACUGACACACCAGUGAGUUCACACUGUGGAGAGGCCGUUCACCAGCCCUGAGUGUGGGAGGGAUAUAAUUCACCCCCAGCAAUGAGACACCAGCGCGUUCACGCUGGGGAGAGGCAGUUCACCUGUUCGGAUUGUGGGAGGGAUAUAAUUUUUCCUGGGCAAUGAGACACCAGCAUGUUCACCCUGAGGAGAGGCUGUUCACCUGCUCAGAGUGUGGGAAGGGAUUUACCUACCCAUCUCACCUGCAGAGACACCAGCGAGUUCACACUGGGGAGAGACCGUUCACCUGCUCAGACUGUGGGAAGGGAUUCACUCAGUCAUCUCAACUGAAGGUACAUCAGCGAAUUCACACUGGGGAGAGGCCGUUCAUUUGCUCAGAGUGUGGGAAGGGAUUUACUCGGUCAUCCCAACUGAAGAUACAUCAGGGAGUUCACACUGGGGAGUGGCCGUUCACCUGCUCAGAGUGUGGGAAGGGAUUUACUCGGUCAUCUCAACUGCAGAUACACCAGCGAGUUCACUCUGGGGAGAGGCCAUUCACCUGCUCAGAGUGUGAGAAGACGUUUACCCACCCAUCUCACCUGCAGAGACACCAGCGAAUUCACACUGGGGAGAGACCAUUUAUCUGUUCCGUUUGUGGGAAGAGAUUUACUCAGUCAGCAGACCUGUUGACACACCAGACAGUUCACACCGGGGAGAGGCCGUAUAUCUGCACUGAAUGUGGGAAGGGAUUUACUCGGUCGUCUGAGCUGCUGGCACACCAGCGAAUUCACACUGGGGAGCGACCGUUCACCUGCUCAGACUGUGGGAAGAGAUUUACCCACCCAUCUCACCUGCAGAGACACCAGCAAAUUCACACUGGGGAGAGGCCGUUCACCUGCUCAGACUGUGGGAAGGGAUUCACUCGGUCAUCAAACCUGUUGACACACCGGAGAGUUCACACUGGGGAGAGGCCGUAUAUCUGCACUGAAUGUGGGAAGGGAUUCAAUCGAUCGUUCCACCUGAAGAGACACCAGCAAGUUCACACUGGGGAGAGACCGUUCACCUGUUCCAUUUGUGGGAAGAGAUUUACUCAGUCAUCAGAUCUGUUGAUACAUCAGAGAGUUCACACUGGGGAGAGGCCGUAUAUCUGCACUGAAUGUGGGAAGGGAUUCACUCAGUCAUCCCACUUGCAGACACACCGGUCAGUUCAUUUUCUCUGAAUGUGGGAAGGGAUUCACUCAGUUAUCCCACCUACAGACACACCGGUCAGUUCAUUUUCUCUGAAUGUGGGAAGGGAUUUACUCGGUUCUCCCACCUACAGGCACAUCAGUCAGUUCACACCGGGGAGAGGCCGUUCACCUGCCAGACUGUGGGAUGGGAUUUAUUCACCCAUCUCACCUGCAGAUACAGCAGCAAGUUCACACUGGGGAGAGCCCGUUCAUCUGCACUGAAUGUGGGAAGGGAUUCACUCAGUUGUCCCACCUUGUGAAACACCGGCGAGUUCAAACUGGAGAAAGUGUUUCAGUGAGCAGGAUGCUGGAUGAUUAACCAUCGUGAUUGCUGAAUUCAGAGACGAUCAAAGAUGACUGUGUCAGACUGUAGUGAUUGCUGCUUCUCAUCCCACCAGAUCUUCUGGUCACUGGGUGAGGGAGCAGUUUCUUCAGCGAUUGUUCACCGUUACACACACACGCACACGCGCGCACACACACAAACACACACACACACGGUGGUGCAGCUGUAUAUGGAAUCUUUCCCAUGUGCAAUGGCAUUUUCUGUUCUCAAAUCUGGUUCCCGUACUCACAUCUCCAGAAAUGAUCACAACCUGUGAAGUUGAACCCAUCUGACGCCGCAUCAGAUCUCAGCCAGCUAGCGAUCGAUAAGAGGUCGGAGGAAUUACAUUAUGAUGGAUUGAGGACUCAGUCAUUGUAAAAACGAUAGACUGCAGAUGUUGGAAAUGUGGAGCAAGACGCACAAAAUGCUGGAGGAACUCAGCAGGUCAGGCAGCAUCUAUGGAGGAGAAUAAAGAGUUGGCAGUUCUGGCCGAGACCCUUUAUCACAACACUGGGAAAGAGUCCUGAUAAAGUGUCUUGGCCCAAAAAAUUGUCAGUUUAUUCCUCUCCAUAGAUGCUGCCUGACCUGCUGAGUUCCUUCAGCAUUGUGUGUGUGUGUUGCUAUGGGAGCAGUGUUGAGAUUAAGUUACAUUUGUAUUAAAUGGAAAUUCAGGGUAUUGUGAUGAAAUGAUUAUUUGGAGUAUCGUCAGUGCUUUGCCAUUCACCAUGCUCCUACCCUGCUUUGAAUGUCUAACUGGGAAUUUGGGAAGGUGCAUUGAUGGUGAAUGGGAUUUGAAGAAUCGUGUUGGAAUUACGGUACUUGGGGUGUUAGAAGAUUGAACUGUUGAUAAGUGGAGGUCCAGGGAAUUAAAUUAGGAUUAAACGAAUAUUUGGGGAACUGAGUGGAGAUUUGGGGAAGGAAAUUGUUAUUACGUUGGAAUUUGGGGAAUUAAAUGAAGACAUGGGGAACUGCAUUGGGUCAGAUGGGAUUCAGGAGCUACCACUGGAUUAUAUCAUUUGGAUUGUAUGUGGAUUAUGUGCGGACUGGGGUCCAGUGACGAGUGGAGUGUCUGUGUUAGGGGCUCUGAUAUUCAUUAGCGAUGUAACAUUUGGAUAUGGAUGUGCCCAGCACAACCUGCGUCACUAAACUAGAGGGUCCAGUGGGGACUGAAGGAGGUUACAAUGAAUUACAAAGACAUCUUGAUCAGUCGGCUGAGGAGGGGGAAAUGGUUUUCAAUUUAGGUCAUUGUGAAGUGUUGAGGUUUAGACAUUCAAAUCAGGCUAGGACCAGGGGGAAUGGGUUGGCACGGAGGAGUGUGUGGAACAGGGGGUGCUGGGUGUACCAGCACACAUUUCACCGAGUGGCUGCACGGGGAGACAGUGUAGUGAAAGCAGCUUUUAACCCGCUGGCCUUCAUCAGUCGGGGCAUCGAGUUCAGCAGGAGGGACGUGAUGUUGCAGUUCUACAAGUCAUUGUUCGGUCCUCACUUGGAGAAGAGAGUACAAUGUGGGUCACCCUGUAACAGGGAAAACACUGUCGAGCUGCAGAGGGUGCAGAAGAGAUUUACGAGGCUGGUACCCAGACUCGAGAGCUGAGUUGUAGGGAGAGGUCGGUCACGCUGGAGUGUAGGAGAAUGAGGAGUGACCUCCUGGAGGUUUAUAAAGUCAUGAGGGGUUCAUAGACUUUUUCCCAGAUUUGGUGAGUCUAAUAUUAAAGGGCAGAGAUACAUGAGAAGAGGGAGAGAUUUAAAAGAGACCUGAGAGGAAAAUUAUAUCCACAGGGGGCAGUGAGUACCUGGAAUGAGCUGCCAGAGGAAGUGUUCGAGGUGGGUACAGUUGUAACAUUUAAAACUCAUUUGGCUAUGUACACGGAGGGAAGUGUUUGGAAGAUUAGUGGCUGACCAUGGGCAACCGGGACUAGCAGGAAUGAUGCUCCCUACAGUGGUCAGCAUGGACCAGUUGGGCUGAAGGGCCUGUUUCUGUGCCGUAUUACUCUGUGACUCCAUGAAGACAAUGAGCAGCAGAACACAAAGGAGCUGGAGGGACUCAGCGGGUCAGUCAGUGUCUCUGACGGGAAAUGGACAGUCGACAUUUCAGGUCAAGACCUCGUAUCUGCACUGACUGCUGGUAUAAGAAGUGGUGGAGCAAGACCUGGGUGGUAGGUAGAUCCGGAUGAGGAGGGCUGGAUGGAGACAGUGACAGUGGCUGGGAGACCAAAGGUGCAGGUGACAAAUGGUU
Messenger RNA from Hypanus sabinus (Atlantic stingray), 4454 nucleotides. Its product is annotated as zinc finger protein 229-like. The coding region runs from base 850 to 1887 and encodes 345 amino acids. Gene Ontology annotation, molecular function: RNA polymerase II cis-regulatory region sequence-specific DNA binding; DNA-binding transcription factor activity, RNA polymerase II-specific. Gene Ontology annotation, cellular component: nucleus. The transcript has 2 exons. Gene Ontology annotation, biological process: regulation of transcription by RNA polymerase II. The record is from RefSeq and is a predicted model, not a curated record. NCBI's taxonomy places the organism in Eukaryota, Metazoa, Chordata, Chondrichthyes, Myliobatiformes, Dasyatidae.